Messenger RNA from Tachyglossus aculeatus (Australian echidna), 3273 nucleotides. RefSeq names its product ras homolog family member T1 (gene RHOT1). Gene Ontology annotation, cellular component: mitochondrial outer membrane. The record is from RefSeq and is a predicted model, not a curated record. Gene Ontology annotation, biological process: mitochondrion organization; small GTPase-mediated signal transduction. NCBI's taxonomy places the organism in Eukaryota, Metazoa, Chordata, Mammalia, Monotremata, Tachyglossidae. The transcript is spliced from 21 exons. Bases 96 to 2219 code for a protein of 707 amino acids. Gene Ontology annotation, molecular function: GTPase activity; calcium ion binding; GTP binding.
CGCCCGUCGCGGGUCGGCCACGGGCCCAACUCGAGCCCGAGGCUGCGCCGGGGCCUCCGCGGGGACCAGGCCGCCUGCACCGCCCUGCCGCCGACAUGAAGAAAGACGUGAGGAUCCUCCUCGUGGGAGAACCCAGAGUUGGGAAAACAUCACUGAUUAUGUCCCUAGUCAGUGAAGAAUUUCCAGAAGAGGUCCCUCCCCGCGCAGAAGAAAUCACCAUCCCCGCCGAUGUCACCCCGGAGAGAGUUCCGACGCAUAUUGUCGAUUACUCAGAAGCAGAGCAGAGUGAUGAACAACUCCAUCAUGAAAUAUCCCAGGCUAACGUCAUCUGCAUAGUGUAUGCGGUUAACAACAAGCAUUCUAUUGAUAAGGUGACCAGCCGGUGGAUUCCCCUCAUCAAUGAGAGAACAGACAAAGACAGCAGACUCCCUUUGAUACUGGUCGGAAACAAGUCUGAUCUCAUGGAAUAUAGUAGUAUGGAGACCAUCCUUCCCAUCAUGAACCAGUAUACAGAGAUAGAAACCUGUGUGGAGUGUUCAGCCAAAAACUUGAAGAACAUCUCAGAGCUGUUUUAUUAUGCGCAAAAAGCUGUCCUACAUCCAACAGGACCUCUCUACUGUCCAGAGGAAAAAGAGAUGAAACCGGCAUGUAUAAAAGCUCUUACUCGCAUCUUCAAAAUAUCUGAUCAGGAUAACGACGGAACGUUGAGUGAUGCUGAACUCAACUUCUUUCAGAGAAUUUGUUUUAACACUCCAUUAGCUCCUCAAGCCUUGGAAGAUGUCAAGAAUGUAGUCAGAAAAAAUCUAAGUGAUGGAGUGGCUGACAAUGGAUUGACACUAAAAGGCUUUCUUUUUCUACACACACUUUUUAUCCAGAGGGGGAGACAUGAAACCACCUGGACGGUGUUGCGUCGGUUUGGUUAUGACGACGAUCUGGAGCUCACGCCUGAAUACCUAUUCCCUCCGCUAAGAAUACCUUCCGACUGCACUACAGAGUUGAAUCAUCAUGCAUAUUUGUUUCUCCAAAGCAUUUUUGACAAGCACGAUUUGGAUAGAGACUGUGCUUUGUCCCCUGACGAGCUCAAAGAUUUAUUCGGAGUCUUCCCUUACAUGCCCUGGGGUCCUGAUGUGAACAGUACAGUCUGUACAAAUGAAAGGGGCUGGAUAACGUACCAGGGGUUUCUUUCACAGUGGACGCUAACCACCUAUUUAGAUGUUCAGCGCUGUCUGGAGUACUUGGGCUAUUUAGGCUACUCAAUACUGACUGAACAAGAGUCUCAAGCCUCCGCGAUUACAGUAACUCGAGAUAAGAAGAUUGAUCUCCAGAAGAAGCAGACCCAAAGAAAUGUGUUCAGAUGUAAUGUCAUUGGAAUGAAGAGUUGUGGGAAAAGCGGAGUUCUUCAGGCCCUUCUUGGAAGAAAUCUAAUGAGACAGAGGCACAUUCGUGAGGACCACAAAUCCUAUUAUGCGAUUAAUACCGUUUAUGUGUAUGGACAAGAGAAAUACUUGUUGUUGCACGAUAUCUCUGAGUCUGAAUUUUUAACCGACACCGAGAUCAUGUGUGAUGCUGUGUGCCUGGUGUAUGACGUCAGUAAUCCCAAAUCUUUUGAAUACUGCGCCCGGAUUUUUAAGCAACAUUUCAUGGACAGCAGAAUACCCUGUUUAAUCGUAGCUGCCAAGUCAGACCUUCAUGAAGUCAAGCAAGAGUACAGUAUUUCACCUACGGAUUUCUGCCGAAAACACAAAAUGCCUCCACCCCAAGCCUUCACUUGCAAUACUGCUGAUGCACCGAGUAAGGAUAUCUUUGUGAAAUUGACAACGAUGGCCAUGUACCCCCAUGCCCGGUUACGCUGUAUGUGCACCUGCAACAGGUGUACAUUUUGCAUCUGUCAGAACUUCCUCAACUCAGACUUGCUGCAAUCUGUAAAGAACAAACUCUUCACUGCAGUUCUUAACAGGUUAAGAGCCCUGUUAGCCGAGUGGGGUACCAUGCUGUUGGCAGACGACCAAGGCAGUAUUAUUCACCAGGUGCACGCCGUCAGCUCCGUGGAAGAUUCCAUCUUCAUGGAGUCAUCUCAUGGUCCACAUUUUUCUGAAGCCAGGCACGUGACACAAGCUGACCUCAAGAGCUCUACAUUUUGGCUUCGAGCAAGUUUUGGUGCUACAGUUUUUGCAGUUUUGGGGUUUGCCAUGUACAAAGCAUUGUUGAAACAGCGGUGAUCUGAACAGAAAUUAUAACACCGGUCCAACCAAAAAAAAAAAAAAAAGAAGAAGGAAAAAAUCUUUUAUGUACCUUCUGAAUGCUUUAAAUUCUGCCAGGAAUCUUGAUAUUUAUAUAUGCAGAGUUACUUUAUUAAUUUUUGUAAUUUCUGCAUUAGAUUAUUUUAAAUAAUAGCUAUAAUGCAGUAUUAGAGAGUAUGAGGAAAGAGAAGUCCUUAAUGGCCAAACUAAGAGGGCUUGACUUUCGAGGCCGAAAGGGAAUAAUCUGUAAAUAAUGUACAUAUUCAGACCGUGACGUGCAACUCCAUGAAAACUUGAGUUACGGAAAUGCAGCUUGCCCAUGUUUCAACAAGAAGUAGUGACAGAUUAGUAUGCAAUUGGAUCGCAUUCAUAGUUUUAAGUUCAGCUCGAAGAACGUAUAAAAUCAUGGAUACUUAUUUAUUUCACAUUGAUCUGAGAUUAUUCCUUUGGGACGCUGCGGUCCUCAGACAGAAUAUGCCAUCUCUCUCUCCCUUUUUAAAGCUGGAGAGUAGGUGUCUCAUGGACUGAUGGAACAUUAUAUUUCAUACGAAGGGCAGAUUCGCUGUGGAGGGCCAACCAGGGAGGUUUGGGACCUUAGAAGACCAGUGAAAUGCUUAGGUGGGUACCAAGUUCCUCUCAGAGGACAAACUGAAAAGGGCGAAAUAAUCAAUCUGUAUGUGUGUGUGUGUGUGAGAGAGAGAGAUUUUGUUUCAUUUUUCAGUGGGUUGUGUUUUAUUGUCCUUAAAAGUGAAAUGGGAGGCGGGGGGAUGGAGGGAGGCGGGGAGAUAACAAGUUUGCUUAUUGUAAAUGUUUAUAGUUCCCAAAAAGAAAGCAAAAAUGGCCAUUUAAUUUCCUUCCACAUUGUAAAUCAUUCUUGUCACAGCUGACUCAGAAAGGUGGUGGUAGUGCACAGUUCUCACUGCUGUAGUACAUUUCAGUAGCUGCAUGUUUCAUGAAGUGUUCUAUAUCUGGUUACGACUACCUGUAGACAAGCACCUUUUUUAAAUGAUAAAAUAAAUAUAACGAGUACAAA